Eriocheir sinensis (Chinese mitten crab) is the source of this 1499-nucleotide messenger RNA. RefSeq names its product transmembrane protein 208-like. Gene Ontology annotation, cellular component: intracellular membrane-bounded organelle. Gene Ontology annotation, biological process: vacuolar protein processing. NCBI's taxonomy places the organism in Eukaryota, Metazoa, Arthropoda, Malacostraca, Decapoda, Varunidae. The transcript has 5 exons. The record is from RefSeq and is a predicted model, not a curated record. The coding region runs from base 212 to 736 and encodes 174 amino acids.
GUUUACAUCGUGGCCAGCAGGGAGGGACAACAGCUGGCGGGUGGCGGACACAGGAAAACAGGAAAAACAAGCCCCCAGACAACACAAACAAGCAAACAGGAAGGAAGAAGAAGGAUAAGAGAAUAUUAUCAAUGAAAUAAAGAAGGUCUGGAAGGCUACACAAGGCCACGGGGCGAAUAAUAAUAAGGGGAAGACCUGCAACACCGCAAUUAUGAAGGCUCCAAAGGGGAAGCAAGGGACGAAGGGCACCAAGCAGAUCAUGCAGGAGAACACGGACACGCUUGCCUUCUACCGCAACAUGAUCCUGGGCUCGGCCGCCGUGUACUUUGGGGUCGGCAUGAUUUUCUUCACCGCCUUCCCCAUGCUGGACUUGACGCUGGUGGUGCUGGCGGGCAUCGUCUUUGCCGCCUGCUACCACUUCAUGUCCUCGAUGGCCACCCCUAAGCUAGGCAGCGACGGCGCCAUCCUGGACGAAGGCUGUGACUUGAACAUCGAGGGCGGCAUUGCAGAGCACGUGAAAGACCUGGUGAUCCUGACCUCCGGAACCGUUGUCUUGGGCACCAUCUCCUCGUACUUCUGGCUGCUGUGGCUGCUGGCUCCGUUCCGCGGCGCCCAGAUGCUGUGGACCAACAUCCUGGGGCCGUGGUUCUUCCAGGAGGCGCCGGACGCCGAGCCUGAGGAGCGCGUGCUGGACAAGAAGCAGAGGAAGCUGGAGCGGAGGAUGAAGUACCGCUAGUAGAGGCGACAAGCGUAUAGCCCAGCGCUCAGGCGUUUGUGCGUUUGUUUGUGUGUGUUUCAUCCACGUGGUUGUUUGAUUUUUUUUAAUUUUCUGUGAUUUUUUCUUCCUCUCUUUUUCACAUUCCUUCAAAGUGCUGUUGAUGUUCUUCUUCCUCUUUAUGUUUACUCUUGCCCUUUCAUUUUUCCUCAUAUCCUUCCUUCCUAUCUUAUUUCUUCUCUCUCUCUUUUCCAUCCUUUCUAUGUCUUUUCCUCUUUAUGUUUUCUCUUGCCCUUUCAUUUUUCCUUAUAUCCUUCCUUCCUCUCUUAUUUCUUUUCUUAAUUUUUUCCAUCCUUUUGAUAAGUCUUUCUUUCCUUCCUCACAUAUUUUUAUUACCUUUUUCUUUUAUCCUAUACCCUUUCCAUCUUUAAUCCUUCUCUCUUGUCUCGUUUUUCUUAAUUCUUUUCCAUUCCUUCCUUAUCUCCUUUUUCACUCCUCCCAUCUUGUUUCAUGCUAUUUUUCCUCCCUUCUCUCCAUCUUCUGUUACAUAUUUUUUUUACUUUUUUCUUUUAUCCUAUACCCUUUCCAUCUUUAAUCCUUCUCUCUUGUCUCGUUUUUCUUUAUUCUUUUCCAUUCCUUCCUUAUCUCCUUUUUCACUCCUCCCAUCUUGUUUCUACUAUUUUUCCUUCCUGCUCUCCAUCUUCUGUUGUUAAGUUGAUUCCACUGUUGCCACAAAAACUCCAUAGACACUGUGAGGUUGAGAAUUACACGCUGCUGUUAUGAC